Molecule: messenger RNA, 3706 nt
Organism: Pectinophora gossypiella (pink bollworm)
Lineage: Eukaryota; Metazoa; Arthropoda; Insecta; Lepidoptera; Gelechiidae
Product: lissencephaly-1 homolog
Exons: 10
Coding region: 215-1450 (411 amino acids)
Molecular function (GO): protein binding
Source: RefSeq, a predicted model, not a curated record
AGUUUGAGCCUUUGCAACGAAAACGGUUUUCUGCCUCGGGUCUUGUGUGAAGUGUGUUUGUAGAGUGUGUGAUAUUUAUUUCGUACAAAAGUGUAAUUUUUAAGUGUUUUUACGUUUUGUGUGAUAAUGGCCACGGCGCUCCCGCCGUCGCCCGCGUGAAUUUCCGAGACUCUUGAGCAGUGAACUCAGGCCUACGCCGCGCCAACCAACCACGAUGAAAAUGGUGUUGUCACAACGGCAACGAGAGGAGCUGAACAAAGCGAUCGCCGAUUACCUGGGCAGCAAUGGGUACACGGACGCGCUGGAAGCGUUCAAGAAGGAGGCCGACAUGACCGGCGAGAUGGACCGCAAGUUCGGCGGCCUCUUGGAGAAGAAGUGGACCUCCGUCAUCAGGCUUCAGAAGAAGGUGAUGGAACUGGAGUCUAAGCUGUCUGAAGCACAGAAGGAGUUCAUAGAAGGUGCGCCGACGCGGGCCAAGCGCAUGCCGGCGGAAUGGAUUCCGCGCCCACCGGAAAAGUUCUGUCUAACUGGACAUCGCGCCACCAUUACUAAGGUAAUAUUUCACCCAGUAUUCAGUUUGAUGGUAUCCUCGAGCGAGGAUGCGACCAUCAAAGUAUGGGACUUCGAGAGCGGCGAGUACGAACGAACCCUGAAGGGCCACACUGACUCCGUUCAGGACAUCGCCUUCGACCAUCAUGGAAAACUACUUGUAUCGUGCAGCGCCGACAUGUCGAUCAAGCUGUGGGACUUCAACCAGACGUUCGAGUGUGUGAAGACAAUGCAUGGGCACGACCACAACGUGUCGUCUGUCGCGUUCUCUCCUAGCGGCGACAUCGUAUACUCCGCCAGCCGGGACAAGACCAUCAAGGCUUGGGAAGUGGCUACGGGCUACUGCAUCAAGACGUACAAGGGUCAUCGCGAGUGGGUGCGCAUGGUUCGCGUGUCUCCCGACGGCUCGCUGCUCGCGUCCUGCUCCAACGAUCAGACCGUGCGCAUAUGGAACGCCGAGACUAACGAAUGCAAGAUGGAGCUCCGCGAGCAUGAGCACGUGGUGGAGUGCGUGUCGUGGGCGCCGGAGGCCGCCGCGGCCGCCAUCAACGAGGCGGCGGGCGGGGACAACCGCCGCGCCAGCCACGCCGGACCCUUCCUCGCCAGCGGCUCCCGGGACAAGUCCGUCAAGAUCUGGGACGUGAGCACGGGCCAGUGCCUGGCGACGCUGGUGGGGCACGACAACUGGGUGCGCGGCGCGGCGUGGCACCCGGGCGGGCGCUACCUGCUGACCGCCUCCGACGACAAGACGCUGCGCGUGUGGGACGUGGCGCACACGCGCUGCCUCAAGACGCUCUACGCGCACCAGCACUUCGCUACCAGUCUUGAUUUCCACAGGAGCUUGCCAUUCGUGAUAUCCGGCAGCGUCGAUCAAACCGUCAAAGUUUGGGAGUGUCGCUAAGAGCGUUGCCAUUUUAGUAACUUAAACUCACCGAUGAUGAUAUCCUUAUCAUUAUUUUCACAUUAAAUAGCUGCAAUGAAAACAUUGAGUUGCGAUUUUAAUGGCCAAAUCAUUAAAACGGAGAAAUAGUUUUGAUAAUUUAUUGAUAACAUUUCUUCUUUUUGCUCAUUGUGGUCUUUUCUCGUACACUUGACGAUGCUAUGUCUCUCUACCACCAGACUGCCCAAAUUAUACUCUUUUCUUCUUAUCACAAAAACUUUGUCCACAUUCACAUUCCAUUAAAUUGUAAUGGCUCAUAGAUAGUUUCUGUAUAGUUCGUUGUUUAGGUAAUUUGUGUUUCCGAAUAUUUUAGUUUGGAAAUGGUACGGUUCAGAGUAGCUAUAGUAGUGACGUAGCAUUCGUCGUGUACUCGAUCGGAACGAGGGAGUGGGGAGUAAAAGCUGUGUUAUAAUUUAACAUUUCAUUAUUCUGUUUUAUUUUAUAGUUAUUGUUUAUUCGUAAGUGCGUUUAGAUAUAAAUUUUAUUUCAUAUGAAUAGUUACAUUUCUUACAUGUCCACUCUAGAAAAAAUUGUACCUUGAUUUGUUUAUUGAUAAUUUAGUUUUAUUAAAAUUGAUAUUGAUGGUUAUUCAUGACAAUCGUCUUGGAAUCUUUGUGUUCAUCGCAAUCACAUUCAGAAGUCGUCAAUAUCACGCUCUGCCUUUGUACAUAAUAGCUUUCGAUGUUUGUCUCAUCUCGAUGCGGCGUCCAUUGUGUUUGUUUGCAAGUGUGCCAACAGCAUUAAUGGAUGCCUACGGAGGCAACUUGGCUGAUAUAGAUUGUACUGCCGUGCCGGUAGCUGGGUAGUGGGUGGUCGAUGCAGAUGCGCGCUUUAUUAUAGAACAGAGUUUCAUAGGGACUUAUUUUAAGUUUUGGCAAUUCAAAACUUUAACUAUAAGUUAGAGAGUUAUAUUUUAAAGUUUUUAAUUAUUUAUUUAUAUCUUCAGUGUUUAAUUUGAUUCAAGUCUCAAACGGAGUUCUGGUUCACGUAGCUAGCGCAUUGAACUGCUAGAUUAGUGAUUAUUAUGCAAUCAUUACAUUGUCAUUGUCCUGAUUUUAAUUUGUAAGAUGUUUCAUUUGCAUUACAUAUACUUACGCAUUCUACGUAAAUUAAAGUGUGUGAUAUAAUUAAUAUUUUUAAUUUUCAACCUGUUUGAGGUAGCUAGUUUCAAAGAUAAAUCUAAUUUGAAGCCUAUUAUGUUCGGAUUAAAUUAGGUAUUUAUUGCGGCAUUGAGAAUUUGGUUGCCUGGUAUUUUUACUAUAAAUUAGAGGUAGUUGUAGACUAGUAUGGUAUGGUCGUAUUGUUAGAAGCUUUGCCGUAUUACCGCAUGAAUACCAUGUACAUUACAUAUAAAAAAAAACAACAUUAGAGUUCAGGUAUUGCGACACCACGCUAAGAAGCUCUUCCAAAUGUCGAUUUUAAAAUAAUUCAAGCGAAGCUUGUAACAUGACAAUCCUAUGUAGUACAAGUUGAAGUGGACGAGUUGCGCGAGUGUGGUGCGCAGUAUCGCAUCAUUAUAUCAUUGUAUUCGCUUAUCAAUGUAAAUUCGUAUACAACAUCACUGAGGAGGUUGUAUGUUGCUAAGUAACGUAUGUCCCAGAGCGAUGAAAAUAAAAGGCGCAGCGUAUAAAAUGUCCCGACGAGGGGUGUAACCCUUCGUAACCGGACAAGACGAUCACACGUUAUUUUCUAGUCAUAUAAACGCUACAAAAUCUAUAUGCGUAGGACAGCACUUAAUUACAAUCUAAUUGUAACUUUUCUUGAAGCAACAUACUUAAUAUUGUCGAUAGAUCUAAGAUCUCAAAUGUUCUACAUAGCAUUUAUACAAUCUCCUUAGCUAACGUAAGGCAAUCGUCAAUAACAGCUUGCAAACUAUAUUGUAUGUUCUACAUAAGUAAGGAUUUAUAUUACAAUUAUAAAGUAGGUAUCUGCACUCAUGUCAUGAUAAUAUGCUUAUUCUAAGAAUAAUACCGACAUAAUAUGUAUAUCCAUAACAAAAUUCUCUUGUGCACUGCCCCACUGCGCAUCAAACAAAUUCAUAGAUGAUCGAAAUGGAACUUUACAAGUACACUUCACUAAACUUCCAAGAGAAUUUUGUACUUACUCAUAUAACCACUGUAUUUUGUCUAAAUUUAUGAUAAUUACUACCAAAUUUUUUAAUAGAAUUUGGUUUAAUAUUGUCUGUAAAUAAAUCAAUUAAAUAUCUAAUUUAUUUUA